UCCCUAACUGUCAGCAUGCCUUCCCUUCGCAGGGUCCCGCUUCGCCGAGUCCACGGGCCACAUGGCAUGCUGAACCCACUGCGGGCCUGGGAGGAGCUGGCAGCGGCAGUGCCUUCUGGGCUGGGGGCCCCGCCCCGCCGGGAUGGGCCCUUCUUUGUGCCACUUUCCAAGUUCCUGAACGUGCAGUACUUUGGGGAAAUUGGGCUGGGAACGCCCCCACAGAACUUCUCCGUUGUCUUUGAUACCGGCUCCUCCAACCUCUGGGUCCCAUCCAAGAGAUGUCGCUUCUUCAGUGUGCCUUGCUGGUUUCAUCAUAUCUACAAUCCCAAAGCCUCCAGCUCCUUCCGGCCCAAUGGGACUAAGAUUGCCAUUCAAUAUGGAACUGGGCGGCUGAGUGGGAUUCUGAGCCAGGACAAGCUGACUAUUGGAGGAAUCAACAAUGUGUCGGUGACUUUUGGGGAAGCUCUGUGGGAGCCCAGCCUGGUCUUCACUGUUGCCUCCUUCGAUGGGAUAUUUGGCCUCGGCUUUCCCUCUCUGGCCGAGGAUGGAGUUCCACCCCCUUUCGAUGUCCUGGUGGAGCAGGGGCUGCUGGAUAAGCCCAUCUUCUCCUUCUACCUCAACAGGGACAUUCAAGGAGCUCAUGGAGGCGAGCUGGUCCUCGGGGGCUCAGACCCGGAGCACUAUAUCCCGCCCCUCACCUUCGUGCCCGUCACCAUCCCCGCCUACUGGCAGAUCCACAUGGAGCGAGUGAUGGUGGGCACCGGGCUGACCCUCUGUGCGCAGGGCUGUGCUGCCGUCGUAGACACAGGCACGUCGCUCAUCACAGGACCCUCCGAGGAGAUCCGCGCCCUGAACAGGGCCAUUGGGGGCCUCCCCUGGCUGGCUGGCACGCACUUCAUUCGGUGCUCGAAAAUCCCAACACUCCCCCCAGUCUCCUUCCUGCUUGGGGGUGUCUGGUUUAACCUCACUGCCCAGGACUACGUCGUCCAGAUUUCUCAGGGUGGCUUCCGCCUCUGCUUGUCGGGCUUCCAGGCCUUGGAUAUGCCUCCGCCUGCAGGCCCCCUCUGGAUCCUCGGCGACGUCUUCUUAGGGGCCUACGUAGCAGUCUUUGACCGCGGGAGCGCAAGCAUGGGCCCCCGAGUGGGGCUGGCGCGUGCUCGCGUCCCGGGCGCGGACCUGGGAGGAGACGGGAUCGCGCAGGCGCAGUUCACCGACUGAAGCCCGGGUUUAGACGCUUGCGCAGCACGAGGUAGCAAAGAUCCGAUUUCCAGAAAAGAUUCAAGAUUUCCACUGAAUGAAUCUA
Molecule: messenger RNA, 1303 nt
Organism: Octodon degus (degu)
Lineage: Eukaryota; Metazoa; Chordata; Mammalia; Rodentia; Octodontidae
Gene: Napsa
Product: napsin A aspartic peptidase
Exons: 8
Coding region: 16-1218 (400 amino acids)
Biological process (GO): proteolysis
Cellular component (GO): lysosome
Molecular function (GO): aspartic-type endopeptidase activity
Source: RefSeq, a predicted model, not a curated record